CACACACACACACACACACACACACAGUGCAUGUUUGCAACGAUCAUAACUUCGUAUGCUGACACGUGUGAUGUGUGUGUGAUUGGGGGUCGUAAUACAUGAGGAGCAAUGACGUGCGAGUCGUGAGGUAGUUUUUCAUGUCUAUCCAGGUGCGGGAGACGUUCCUUUCUCAUCAGGAAAACAUAUGUGUAAAUUUCCGGGUCGACGUGGCUCAUUCGGCGGAGAGGAAGCGGAGCGGAGUGUGGAGAGCAGGAGUCACCGUUAACUGAGGUGGUGAAUAUCAAGUGAAAUAGAAAGUAAUGAAAAGUGGUAUAGACGAAAACGACAUGACAGUAUUGGUGCAAGAAGAUGUAGAAACAGACAUCUGUCUCGGUACAGCUAAGAGGCUUCUCCCGCCACCCACCACCACCACCACCACCACCACUAGUCCUGACAGCACCUUGACAUUACGCAACAUUUCCCUGGACAGGCAGUCUGACCUGCGGCGGUCGUGGCCACUCAUCUUGGCUUUCCUGGGGACGGAGAUGGUGAAGCAGCUGAGUAACUAUGCGGCGACGCAGAAUAACGACGAUGUCUCUCCCAUGCCCCCAGUGCUGCUGGUGCUGCUCACUGAACUGACCAAGCUGGUGCUGGUGCUUUGCUGGGCUGUGAUGAACAGGUCUAGGAUGGGUAAGUGGACGCCCUCCCUCAGGUUUGGGAUUCCCGCCGCCUGCUACCUGGCCACCAACGUACUGUACCUGCUGGCCCUCAGAAGCACCGCCCCGCCCCUCUGGCUCAUGCUUAUCCAAACCAGGACCUUCUACACCGUCGCUAUCUAUCUUGUUGUGUUUGGGCGGGAGGUGUCCUUGUGCCAGAUAAUGGGCUGCCUCCUGGUGGUGGCCAGCCUGCCACUGGCUCAUGCAAGUGAGCUACAAGAAGGUCGUCCCGCUGUUCUCCCUUCUGUCCUCGUGGCCUCCCAGGCAGCAGCCUUCAUAUCUACCAUGGCCUCCAUCGUCAUUGAGCUCCUGCUUAAGAACGACUCCCGGAGCUUCUGUGAGCAGCAGACGUGGCUUUACUGCUGGAGCGGCUUGAUGGCCGCCAUUAGCCUGACCUUACAGGCCCCGCCCAUGGACUUCUCCCACCUCAACCUGCAGGUGUGUGUGUGUUCCCCGUCCACGUGGUGCUGCGUGCUGGCCGUGGUGUCCUCAGCGGUGUCUGGCCUGUGUGUCCCCGUCAUCGUCAGGAGUUUGGACACCAUUGCCAAGGACUACCUCGCCGCGCUAAACAACGUGUUGUUGGCCCUGCUGACUGCUGCCAUCUUCCCUCGCCAUUUCACCCUCAGCGGCCUCUUCUUCCUUUCCCUGCUGGUUCUGCUGUGUGGCAUCUGGCUCUACGAGAGAAAGACCCUGCCAGUCCCUUCCACUCUCAGCCGCUUCAAGUUCUGAUUCUUGUCAGUGGAACCGUGACAGAAUGAGACGAACAAAAGCCGCUUCUGUACUACUUUAAAAAGGCUCUUGUAGAAGUUGCACGUGUUUUUAAUAAUGUUUUUACUAUUCUAGUGAUAGUUUAAGAAGAUUUCUACAUUAUUAACGUUAUAAACACUCUUGAAAACAUGACUAAUUAACUCUGUGGCCUUUAAAAAAAUAGUGGUGGUGAGAUCAAGGUGCUUCAGAAUAUAAGUCUAGGGAUUGUCUGGCAGCGGGAGGACGGCGAGGAGCAAACAUACUGAUACCCAGCCCAGAAAUUAUUCCCGACUCACACUUGCAACGUGGCACCUUGCUUGCAUUGGUGAAGGACAGACUCAUAGACACUCACUGCGGCAUGAUACAAGUGGAAUGCUAUAGUCUACUCUAAUAUUUUCAUCCACUGUAUCAUAAAAAACGUUAUUAUUUUAUGGGUAACUAAAUUGUAUUUGAUUUAACACUUUUUUUUUUUCGUGUGUGUGUGUGUGUGUGUGUGUGUGUGUGUGUGUGUGUGUGUGUGUGUGUGUGUGUGUGUGUG
This is a messenger RNA of Portunus trituberculatus (swimming crab), 1980 nucleotides long. RefSeq lists its product as uncharacterized. The transcript is spliced from 7 exons. NCBI's taxonomy places the organism in Eukaryota, Metazoa, Arthropoda, Malacostraca, Decapoda, Portunidae. Gene Ontology annotation, molecular function: pyrimidine nucleotide-sugar transmembrane transporter activity. Bases 300 to 1424 code for a protein of 374 amino acids. Gene Ontology annotation, biological process: pyrimidine nucleotide-sugar transmembrane transport. Gene Ontology annotation, cellular component: Golgi membrane. The record is from RefSeq and is a predicted model, not a curated record.